AUGCGAUCUCUCCAACAGCCCAAAACCGCCGUCAAACCCGUCACGGGCAAGCCCCUCCACAAAUUCUUCAUCGACUACUCUGUCCCCGUCAACGAUGGAGUCUUCGACGCAGCUUCGUUCGAGAAGUUCUUGCAUGAUCGUAUCAAGGUAGAGGGUAAAGCGGGUCAGCUCGGUGAAGCUGUUGUUAUUACCAGAGAAGGGAACAAGAUUGUCAUCGCCGCUUACAUUCCCUUCUCUAAGCGAUACCUCAAGUAUUUGACCAAGAAAUACCUGAAGAAGAACAUGCUCGAGAAUUUUCUUCGUGUCGUCGCUGUCGCCAAGGACACCUACGCUCUGCGAUACUUCAAGGUUGACCAGGACGAUGCCGAAGACGACGAGUAA
Molecule: messenger RNA, 381 nt
Organism: Tremella mesenterica DSM 1558
Lineage: Eukaryota; Fungi; Basidiomycota; Tremellomycetes; Tremellales; Tremellaceae
Exons: 3
Coding region: 1-381 (126 amino acids)
Biological process (GO): cytoplasmic translation
Cellular component (GO): ribosome
Molecular function (GO): structural constituent of ribosome; RNA binding
Source: RefSeq, a predicted model, not a curated record